AUGCGGUAUAACUCGGAGAGCGGUUACGAAGGAUACGGAUUUGAUCCCUUACAAUCCAAUGAGAUGAAGGCAUGUAGCCCCCCCACGUCCCUACUUCGCGAACAUCGUGCUGAUCACGCUUCACAGACUUUCGAGGACGAGUACGAAAUCACAACGCGCCUUUUGGGAUCGGGCGGUUACGGAAAGGUGCAUAUGGCGUACGACAAAGCGACCGGGCAGCAAUUCGCCUGCAAGAUAAUCGACCUACAAGCCGCGAAGUCUAGAAUCUACGCUCGAAUGGCAGAAGUACAGUCGAGGGUGUUGGAUGUUACCCCACGGACGGCAGGAUGGGCCUUGGCUGUCCGAGAGCAGAUUGCGAGAAAGGCCCAGGAAAAACUUCGACCCUACAUCUGCGAAGCCGAUAUUCUCCAUGGUCUCUGUCAUGUGGUAGUUGCUUUGGAUUAUCUGCACGAUCAAAAUAUCGUCCACCGGGACCUGAAGCCGGAAAAUAUCCUCAUAACGUCUUACGAUAUUCGUUCCAGAGUUAUCCUCUCUGAUUUUGGGUGUGCCAAAAUAGUGCAGCCUGCCUCUGGACGAAUGUCUACGAUGGUCGGCACAUUCGACUACAGCGCGCCAGAGAUACUGCGAUGCGGUCAGAAUGGAUAUACGAAGAAAGUAGAUAUGUGGUCACUGGGCUGCCUCACCUUCCUCCUCCUGACGGGUUCCAAGGCUGUUUUCGCACCCAAGAAGGGGGGCUCACCGCAGUUGAGCAUGGAGACGAACUAUGACAAUGUCGACAAAAACCUCAGAGACCACGGCGUCAGUCCCCGAGCCUACGAUUUCGUUAGUAAGCUUCUCAUCGUUAUCCCGGAAAUGCGGAUGUCUGCGAAGGAGGCGCUUCGGCAUGAUUGGUUUACCAACAAGUAUCAUGCGAGGAUCUUCGAAGGAGUAUAUCGACAAUCGAUUGAAGAUUGGAGACCCUUGCCCCGCAAGGAACCAUUCAUAAUAGAUCUCGACAACCUAGGCACUCGGCGCCGGCAAAACAACCCGAGACCACUUCUUGCUCCGGCCUUUAAUGACGUGGGAAGCCCUUCAUCGGAACCAUUUGAUUCCCAGUAUUCUUACAGGCCAUCUCAAGCCGCGUCAUCUACACUUUCUGACCCAAUACUUCCACCAUACAAUCGAGCGGGCAAUGUUGAGACAGACGCCUUGCAGGCUAGGCCACAUAUGGGCAGCCAAUAUUCGGUCGGUUUGCACACCUUGGAAUUCGAUAUGGAUGAGAGUGCCAUUUCCACAAAUCUCCAUACUGGUCGCAUGCCGGACAGCUGGGUGGAGUAUGAACAGUCGACUUCAGGGUACCAUCGGGAGGAUAGCGCUAGCAUGGAAAUGAGGAGCGACUCCUGCGAAAGCUGCAAUACUGAGUGUGCUUAUAUAGAGCAGGAGGCCCGCGAGGUGAUUGACAAUAUCACCAGGUCAAGUCAGCAUGUUUCAUACGGAACCGGAGAUUUCGUGUAA
Molecule: messenger RNA, 1494 nt
Organism: Aspergillus terreus NIH2624
Lineage: Eukaryota; Fungi; Ascomycota; Eurotiomycetes; Eurotiales; Aspergillaceae
Product: serine/threonine-protein kinase
Exons: 3
Coding region: 1-1494 (497 amino acids)
Biological process (GO): protein phosphorylation
Molecular function (GO): protein kinase activity; ATP binding
Source: RefSeq, a predicted model, not a curated record